CUGCGAUUUUCAUAAUUUAACUUUUUCAGCAUUUCAAUUUGGACGCGCUCGCCUGCUGUUCGCCUGCUUUCCCUUGCUCCUCUCACCACCAGUACUUGCGCGAUAUAAUCAAAUGGCCCAGCAUAGCGUCCAGGGCGCAACUGUUGAGCUUAGCGACCACAGCGAGGCAAACUCGAGUAGUCGCAAACGCUCCGAAUCGGUUAACGGACCAGAGCAGUUGGACAAGGACGAGCUCGGCCGCUUCAAGAGCUCAAAACGCCACCGCCUAGACACCGCCGCAGGUCUGCCAGGCGAUGAGACAAAGCCCGCGGGUGCGGAUGACAAUCACACCCAUCAAAACACGGAUGAAGACAGCGACGAGGAGGAUGGCGACUUUGGCGGCUCUACAUCUGGCAACAGCGUUGCCACUGAUGCUGGAGAGGAGGACGAGGAAUUGCUAAACGUCGACGGUAGCUGCGCGCCGUCCCCGCUGCCGGACACAUCACACGAGAUCAUUGACGACACCGAGGCGCAUGUGCUGGGCAUCAAUGGGUUCAUCCAGGAGUAUCUGGUCAGCAAGGGCAUCUCGGUCCGAUCGUUGCUGGACGUGUUUGCGGCACCCACAUCGCUUAUCCAGACUGUGCCUGAUUUCCAGCUGCUGCCGCUCCUCAAGCACUACUUGACGCGAUUCUACCGUAACCGGCCAAAGCUUCCCUCUGUCAACUCGCUGGAGGACGUCAUCAAGCUACUGAAGCAGUCUCGGCGCAUCAUGGUUUUGACCGGUGCUGGCGUCAGUGUUUCGUGUGGUAUUCCUGAUUUCCGGUCGCCGACGGGAAUAUACACUCGGCUCAACGACGAAUACGGCCUGGAUGACCCUCAGCAGAUGUUUGAUAUCGAGUAUUUCCGGAUGAUGCCCCAGCUGUUCUACUCGUUUGCCAAGGAACUGUUUCCAUCCAAUUUCACUCCAGCACCAUCGCAUGCGUUUGUGAAGAUGCUUGAGGACAAGGAGAAGCUGCUGCGCAACUAUACGCAGAACAUCGAUACGCUGGAGCACGUAGAAGGAAUCAAGAACGUGCUGAACUGCCAUGGGUCGUUUGCGACAGCAACAUGUAUCAAGUGCGGAUACAAGUGCGACGGUAAGGAUCUGGAAGGAGAUAUCAUGGUGCAGCGGAUUGCUUACUGCCCAAAGUGCAACGACCAGCCGAGUCAAUCCACCAAGCCGAAGAGCGAUGAUGACGAGGACGAUGGCGAUUAUGGGAUGCAGCGCGGCGUAAUGAAGCCAGACAUUACAUUCUUUGGUGAAAAGCUGCCGGAUGCCUUUGACGAAGCGCUGCUGGCCGACCGCGAGAAGGUUGACCUGCUGUUGGUCAUGGGUAGUAGUCUGAAGGUGGCACCGGUUUCCGACAUCAUGGGGCAUUUGCCACAUACAGUUCCGCAGAUUGUCAUCAACAAGACGCCAAUUCUGCACUUCAACUUUGAUGUGCAGCUACUGGGCGAUGCUGACGACAUUGUGGCAUAUCUUGCCCAUGCGUGCGGCUGGGAGCUGCGGCAUCCACGGGUUGCUGGCCAGAGCACACAGAGCGCGGAGUUCCAGGCACAAAUGCCAGCGCCAAUCGAGUCUCCGCCUGAUAUCAAGGUGGUAGCGAGUGUGAGAGAUGCGGCCACACCUGGCGGAGUAGAGACGGUGGAGAAGUCGUACAGUGUGCCCAAGCACUGGAUCGUGUUUCCAAGUGCGGUCAUCAGCGGCAAGGACUUGAUGGUUGCAAAUGGUGAUUUGCCAAUUAGGCUGGCCAUUGAUUCCAGCGAUGAGGAAGAUGCGGAUAGUUACGACAGCGAAGACGAUGAAGGAGACGCUUUGGCAAGCGACAUUGAAAAGCUUCACCCGUCGACACCUACAUCUUGAAUGAAUAAACCCGUAUUUUGAA
Messenger RNA from Linderina pennispora, 1904 nucleotides. Its product is annotated as SIR2-domain-containing protein. The transcript has 3 exons. Lineage: Eukaryota; Fungi; Kickxellomycota; Kickxellomycetes; Kickxellales; Kickxellaceae. Gene Ontology annotation, molecular function: NAD+ binding. The record is from RefSeq and is a predicted model, not a curated record. The coding region runs from base 113 to 1882 and encodes 589 amino acids.